AGUGCCAGUGUUGUUGUGCGAGCCGAGUGUGUGCGAGCCGAGUCAGCAACAAUGCCUUCAGUUCAGUAUCUGAGAGAGUUUAUCAACGAGCGACUAACUGCUGCUGCUGAACAAAUAUUCUUGGAGUUUGAAAAAACGAUCGUCCAGUACGAGGAAGAGAUCGACCGUCAGCGCAGACUGCUGGAUAUCACCUGGAAACCCGAAAUCAAGCUGCACAGGACAGACGUCCCACAGCAGCAGGUCUGUGAGGAGGAGGAGGAGGUUCUCCCUGAGCAGCAGCUCUGGAACCAGGAGAGGAGCUCCAGUGUGGAGGAACCAGAAGCUCCACAGAUUAAAGAGGAACAGGAGGAACUGUGCAGAAGUCAGGAGGGAGAGCAGCUGGGACUGAAGGAGGAGCCGGAUACCUUCAUGGUGACUGCUGCUGAGGAAGGAGAGCACAGUGAACCAGGAGGAGACGAGGAGCAGCUCCUCUCUCACAGCUCUGCUGGAGCCGAGAGCCAGGAUCAACGAGGAAACAAGGAUGGAGCGUCAGAACUCCCACAUCACCAGAAUGUGAAGGAGAUUCUCCAAGAGCAGCAGUUCUGUAAUGCAGAGAGGAACCCCAGUCUGGGCCAGGAGGAACCACAAGGACAACUUUUGCUCGAGGACGGGACCAAUACCUUUAUGCUAACAGCUACUUGUGAGGAAAGUGACCACAGCGACUCAGAAACAGAUAGCGAGCAGCUCCUCUCUGACGACUCUCCUGAAACUGAAAGCAGAGAUCAAGAAACGAGCAAGCAAGAAGGGUCGGGGUUAACUGAAGAUGCAGGGUCAAAGCCAAAGAAGGGACGUCAGGGAAAGGAAACUUACCAGCUCAGCUUGCCGAUUUCAGUGAGCCAGUGUAAUGAGACUUUCAGUAUGUCCCGGGGAAAGAAGCAUCACAUGAUCCAAAACAAUGUGAAACUCUACGUGUGCAAAAUAUGUCGUAAAAUUUUCGUGAGAAGGUAUCACUUGUCUAUGCACAUGAGAAUCCACACAGGUGAAAAACCAUAUUGUUGUGAAACAUGUGGGAAACGUUUCAGUAUAAAACGCAGUUUGGCUCGUCACAUCACCGCUCACACAGGAGAGAAACCAUAUUGCUGUGAAACAUGUGGGAAAAGUUUCAGUGCUAAAAAUAGUUUGUCUUACCACAUCACCACUCACUCAGGCGAGAAACCAUAUUCAUGUGAAAUAUGCAGGAAAUGUUUCGGUCAAAGCAGUGCUCUGUAUCUCCACAAGAAAACCCACACAGGCGAGAAGCCGUAUCAUUGUGACAUUUGUGGGAAAAGGUUUCGUCAAGCUGGUCACUUGUCUCGCCACAAGAAAACUCACACUGGUGAGAAACCAUAUUCUUGUGAAACAUGUGGGAAAAGUUUCAGUCAAAGCAGUGUUCUGUGUGCGCACAAGAAAAUCCACACUGGGGAGAAACCUUAUCAUUGUGAAAUAUGUGGGAAAAACUUUAGUCAAAAAAGUCACUUGUCUCGGCACACAAAAACUCACACAGCUGAGAAGUUGUAGUCCGUUUGAAAGACUGCGUUCUUCUGUCGGUCAGUAAAAAUAAUGUUUCAGUAACAGGUGGAGUAGAGAGAGCUCAGAAGUGCCUUUACUUUGUCACAUUAUAUGUGGUUUGUCAAAUAACAUCAAUUCAAUUCAAUUUUAUUUAUAUAGCGCCAAAUCACAACAACAGUCGCCUCAAGGUGCUUUAUAUUGUAAGGUAGACCCUACAAUAAUGUACUUCCUAUCUUGUCUUCCGUUCACUCUCAGUAAGUUCUACGUAAUCUCUGUUUAUCUUGAUCUGAUGCCUACUUUGUCUUUUGUCUUAAUUUUGAAAUAGUCCUUUCGUACUUGUUUAAUCUCACCAAACACUCUCUUAUGUGUUUGUGAUAUAUUUGUGCUAGGUCCCUAAAUAUAUUUUAUCUUGAAAUGAAGCUUCCACUGUGUGUUUUGUUAGUAUUUGUAACUGUAGGAAAUUUGUAUUCUUUUUUUUUAACCUUUCCUAAAGUUGUUUCAGGAUUUGGAAGUGAUACUAACAAAUAAAAAAAAAAUGUGGUUAACAUGAUGUGAAA
This is a messenger RNA of Neolamprologus brichardi, 2084 nucleotides long. RefSeq lists its product as uncharacterized. Lineage: Eukaryota; Metazoa; Chordata; Actinopteri; Cichliformes; Cichlidae. Gene Ontology annotation, molecular function: DNA-binding transcription factor activity, RNA polymerase II-specific; RNA polymerase II cis-regulatory region sequence-specific DNA binding. Gene Ontology annotation, biological process: regulation of transcription by RNA polymerase II. The record is from RefSeq and is a predicted model, not a curated record.